Messenger RNA from Triticum turgidum subsp. durum (durum wheat), 1320 nucleotides. The record is from the annotation of a GenBank genome assembly. Lineage: Eukaryota; Viridiplantae; Streptophyta; Magnoliopsida; Poales; Poaceae.
AUGGACCUUGCAACGGGGGCCAUGGGUAGCCUGCUCCUCAAGCUUAGUGAGCUCCUCACGGAGGAGUACAAGCUGCAGACCGGCGUCAAGGAAGAUGUUGAGUAUCUCAAGAGAAAGCUGACAAGCAUGUAUGCUGCCCUCCGCAAGGUGGGGGGCGUGCCACGAGACCAGCUCGUUGAGCAGGUCAAGCUCUGGGCUAACGAAGUCAGGGACUUAUCAUUCAUAAUGGAGGACAUCGUCGACAAGUUCCUCGUGCGCGUCGAGGGAGCUGAGCCUGCCAUCAAGCCACAAAAACUGAAGAAGCUAAUGAAGAAGAUGGGAAACUUGUUCAGCAAGAGCAAGACUCGCCAUGAGAUCUCCGAUGAGAUCAAAGACAUCAAGGUCCGCGUCAAGGAGGCGGCUGCCCGACGUGAUAGGUACCGGGUCAACGACGUGGUUGUUAAUCCAGUUGGCACAGUCACUGUUGACCCUCGCCUAUUGGCUUUGUACAAGGACCAGAAAGAGCUCGUUGGUAUUGACGAUUCAUUGAACAAGCUAACCAAGAUGAUGAGGGAUGGGGAUGGUGAUCCAUCCAAGAAACUUAAGAUACUCUCUAUUUUCGGAUUCGGAGGCCUUGGCAAGACAACUCUUGCCAAAGUAUUGUAUGAUAAGUUUGAAGCACAGUUUGAUUGCAGUGCUUUCGUUCCAGUAGGACGGAACCCUAGCGUGAAGAAACUUCUGAAUGACAUUAUCUAUGGAAUUCACAAGAAAAAGUACCCAGGGUUGGAUGAAAAGCAGCUGAUUGACAAACUCCGAGAAUUACUUGAGAACAAGAGGUACUUGAUUGUUAUUGAUGACAUAUGGGAUAAAAGAACAUGGGAACUAGUCAAGACCGCUUUGGUGUGUAAUAAUAAUGGAAGCAGGAUAAUCACAACUACUCGUAUACUCAAAGUUGCCACAACGACCAGUGAAGUAUACAAGCUACAACCACUGUCUCCUUGUUUAUCCAAGGAGUUAUUUCAUAGAAGAUUAUCUUGUGAUGAAAUAGAAUGGCCUAAUCAUCUGCCUACAGAGGUAUACGAUAAAAUUUUACAUAAAUGUGGUGGUGUACCAUUGGCUAUAAUCACAAUAGCUAGUUUGCUCGUAGGUAAACCUACGGAGGUUUGGUCUAAGGUAUACACUUCAAUUGGUUUCGGGCAUGAAGAAAACGAACACGUGGAGAACACGAGACAAAUACUUUUAUUUAGCUAUUAUGAUCUACCUUGUCACCUAAAGACUUUCUUAUUGUAUCUGAGCAUAUACCCCGAAGAUCAUCUGAUUGAAAAAGAUAGUUUGAUAUGA